This is a messenger RNA of Lates calcarifer (barramundi perch), 4089 nucleotides long. Its product is annotated as butyrophilin subfamily 1 member A1. NCBI's taxonomy places the organism in Eukaryota, Metazoa, Chordata, Actinopteri, Centropomidae. The coding region runs from base 2627 to 3463 and encodes 278 amino acids. The transcript has 6 exons. The record is from RefSeq and is a predicted model, not a curated record.
CAGAAACAAGCUAUGAACACUCCUCAAGUUAAUAUGCUGAACUGAGUCCAAUAUUAUCUCAGUUUUAGCUCUGAGAGGGACAGAGCUGGAAGGUGUCAGGAGUCAGAAAAAUUAUUUCACAAAAAACAAGCCAAUAAAAUGAACACAACACAUCCGAAGAGAGAAACUGAAAGUGCUGAGGUCUGAAGGACAAACAAAUGUGUAACUGUGACUGUGCGGACUGGAAAUAAAUGUCUCACGUUUUAAAACUAAAAUGCACACAACAUGUUAUACCACUUCUGCAGCUGUGAAACCAAAGCACCAUGAAGUAUAAUUCACACCUCAUUGCUUCCUGGGCGACUUGUGGCACCAGACAAACACUGCAGCAAAAAAUGUUUGCUUUUUAUUGUUUUAAUCCUGCGGUAAUUGAAUAUUUGUCCACCUGGGGCCAGCAGAAACAAGCUGUCAACACCUUUUUGGUUUAUAUGGUGGAACUUCUUAGCUUCUUAGCAAACAGUUGCUAAGUAAAUUUGGAGCUGUGUUUGUGUCGCCCUGGUGAAUAUAAGAUUUUGCUUUAUUUAGCCCAUUAAUGGUAAAAAUCUAUUUAGUCCCAGACCAGCUGGAGAACCACCAGCUGCUGAAGAUUUUAAUGUGACAAUACACCUGUCUUUUCUCUAUGAGCCAAAAAAUAGACCCACUAAUUUCCCAACAUUUGACCUGAUUUUCCUGCACCAGACCUACUUCUGUCUAAGUUCCUAUGUUGCUCUCCGGAGCGUCAGUAGGAAACCUUCAGUUCGCCACAGGAGCGAUGGUGAGGUCAGCCAUAGAUGUCAGGUGAUGGAGGCCUGGCCCUCAGUCUGGGCUGCAGUCAAUCCUCAGGGUGUUGGAUUAGGUUGAGGUCAGGACUCACCCAAACUGUCAUUUUGAAAUGGGAAAAGUCCAAAGAGAAACUGUUGAUCCAAGGUUGAAGGAACUAGAAUAUCCUUAUGUGUUGUGGUGUUGGGAAUUACUGGACUGUAGGAAAGUAUAGACUGUAAAUGCUCUCUAAUUUUUGUCCAUAAAGUGUUUGUCACAUUGAAUGUGUCUUCAAUGAAGCAGGAAACACCCAUUUUUUUGGUGCUGCUCUAAAACCAUCUUUGAUUUGAUUUCUAAGCGUUAAGGUUAGGGUUAUACAAAGGCAACAGGAACUUGGUUGAAGUUCCUGAAGAAGUGUCUUUAGUUCUAAUUGAUUAGAGUUCAGGCAUUUAAUCUCCUUGUUUCCCCAGUGUUCAGGUACUUGCUGCACUGUAGUGCAUACAGUACACUGCAGUUUUUCAGAUACAGCUGAAACACAAGGAAUAACAAUUAAAAACCACGAUGUUGUUCAGUUUAUUGUUGCUGUUUCCUGUCUGCUCUGUGUUUCGAUGAAACCACAAGAGCAUAGUGGUUUGCUGCCAUGUUGUGUCUUCAGAAAACUCAUGCAAGAUCAGUCACCUUUGCAUGGCACUUAGAAACACCAUGACCUGGAUGACUGAAUCUUCACAGACAUCAUGGAUGUGAAUGAGGAAUAUGUGGUGUAAUACUGUCAGGCAGGGCGGAGAAAAGCAUUUUAAAACUAUUUAAACUUUAAAUUUAAGGCAAAUAUUUGGGGAAUAAAGGACAUUCUCCAGAUAUGUGUGUGUUGCAUUUGAUAAAUAUGUUUUAUAGAAUAAAGGUUAUUAAACUACUUUAAUAACCUUUAUUCUGUCACAAACUGCAUUAUUUUGUCCACAAUUGCAAUUUGCUUAAGGUCAAGUUUUACUUAUAUGGCACAUUUAAAGACAAUAAGAGUUGCCCUAAAGUGCUUUCCAAUUGUAAGCGAUGGAUUAGCAAUACAAGUACACAUACAGCACAUAAAGAAAUAAUUAGUGUGUGAAGAUAAAGUCAUAAUCAGCAACAUAAAAAGCCUGAUCACCUUUGGUUUUCAGGUGACAGGUUUCAGUGCUGCUUCAGUCACAGAUGUCUGUGAGUGGAAUAAUGUUGUGAUCAGUCUGAGAUCAGCUGUGCAGUUUCUGCACCUUCAUUGCAACAUGGUGAAAAACAUGGCGUGAGAACACCAGCUAAGCAGGUCAUGUUAAAACCACACCAGUGGUGGCAGAUUUUCACAGCAUCACUAAAUUAUCACUCUCAGACAACAUGCAUGGCACUGAGGAAGUGGGUCAGUCUUGCCUGUGGUUUAUUGUCUCUCACUCUGUCUGGCUGAAGCUGUAUUCAUAUUGUUGCUUUAAACUGAUAAAAAAAUAUAUAUAAAAUAUAUAAUAUAUUAAAAUGUGCUGCAUUGAGGAAAAACAUCUAAAGUAAAAAUCACUUUAUUAUACUUUAUUAUUACUUUUAUUAUUCUUCAAAACAUUUAUAGUCGUGUGAAAAAGAAAGUACGGUGUGUGAAUGUGCAGCGUCCUGGCAGUGAAACAAUGGAAAGGGUUCACAUGCUAGACCUGACGUUCACAAAGAUCUAAUAAUCUCAAAGCGACUCACUGAUACAGUAGUACUGAUACAGUAGUACUGAUACAGUAGUACAAUACACAACAGUCACGUGAUGGACCACUUACUGAUGGAGUCAAAAGAAAGAUGAUGGGUACAGUGUCAGAGACAGACAGGAGGAAGUGGCAAUGGAUAAAUGUGAAACAGUAUGAUCCACCACAGACUCUCAUAUCUGUCUGAUCACACACUGAAGACUCACAGGAUGAACUUCAGAGGAUUGUUUGAACUUUUCUUGUUCAUCAGUUUGAUUUCUGCUACUAAAGGUGGAGCCAAGUUAAUUGGUCCGUCAAAGCCAGUGCUGGGAUUAGUUGGGGACGAUGUGAUCCUGCCAUGUAGCCUGCAACCUGCAGAGAGUGUUGCUGAGGCCACAGUGGAGUGGUUGAGGCCUGACCUGAGUAACAGUAACGUCUUCAUUUUCCGUGAUGGGCGGGAGUCAUACCAAGACCAAAACCCAUCCUUCCAACAAAGGGCAACUUUGUUCCUACAGCAACUUAAGAACGGCAACAUGUCGUUAAAACUGAGUCGUCUUCAACUCUCCGAUGCUGGGGACUACACAUGCAAAUGGAUCAAAUCAGGGUCGCAAACCUCCAUCCAAGUCCGUCUUGCCAUAGGUGCUGUUUCUGAGCCUAAAAUCUACGCUAAGAGAGAAGGCACAAAGGUAGCUCUGCAGUGUGAAGCUAAGAACUGGUACCCACAGCCUGAGAUGGAGUGGACGGACGGGAAGGGAAACAUCAUCUCUCAUGACUCCAACAUUACAAAGAAUGGUCAAUACUACUCUGUCCAUGGAACAAUCAAAGUGGAGAUGACAGAGAAUGUUUACACCUGUACGGUUCGACAACAGAACAUCAACCAGUCCAGGGAAACAAAUUAUACAGUUGUCUGCCAGGAAGCAUCCUCACAGCCAAUCAUAUGGGCUAUAGUUUUUGGACUUUUAUUAAUGAUUGUUAUUUCUGUGUUUGUGGCAUACAAAGCCUUUAAAACAUGAAGUAGUAGGAACCAGGAAGGAGACUCAAACAACAGGGACAACAGAUAGAGUUGAUGGGCAAGACAGCCGCAGCAGAUGAGGAGCCAAGAGACGAACUUAGAUCACUGAUGUUGGAUUUAGUGUAGAAACAAUCCCAGGAGUUCAUCUGAAUUCAUGGAGACAACAACUUUAGUUGUUUACAGAUCCAGUACCUCAUCUGUCAAUGCAGCUUUCACUGCAGCUUUAUGAUUUUAAGUUUUAAUUGAAUCAAAAACCUCAUCUUAUCACAUCUUAUCUGGUAGUUCUUUAUUAUUGAGUCGUUUUUUAGCUUGUGUGAUGGUGAUGUCUGACUGAAAUAUCUCAACAACUAUUGAACAGUUUACCAUUAAAUUUCAUACAGAUGUUCAUGGUUCCAAGAGGAUAAAUUAUACUGGCUUCAGUGAUCCUCUGUCUUACUGUGUAGCACCACCAUGAAGUUAACAUUUGUACUUUUGACUAAAAAGUCUUGGCAGCUUUUAGAUGGAUUGAUACUUAGUUUAGUAUUUGAUGACUUGAUGAAUCUGAUAAAAUAAUGUAUAAAAUAAAUGUAACUGCCCCAAAGCAACUGUAUUACCUGCAUAUGUGUCAAUAAAGUCCUGAAUCUUGAA